Messenger RNA from Rhagoletis pomonella (apple maggot), 681 nucleotides. It is a transcript of the gene Obp99b, whose product is annotated as general odorant-binding protein 99b. Gene Ontology annotation, biological process: sensory perception of smell. Bases 172 to 624 code for a protein of 150 amino acids. The transcript has 2 exons. NCBI's taxonomy places the organism in Eukaryota, Metazoa, Arthropoda, Insecta, Diptera, Tephritidae. The record is from RefSeq and is a predicted model, not a curated record. Gene Ontology annotation, molecular function: odorant binding.
AUCACUAAAGGGCAUCGGAUGUUGUUUGAAUAUCGCUAUCGUUGCCUCAUCGCUGUCAAUUGCAUUUGCCUUCUUUUCUUCUGCAUUCAUUUCGAGCUAUAAAAGUCGCAAAUCCGUAAAUACGGCACAGCAGUUGCUCCAUUUGAUUCACUGAGUGCAUAACAGAGUAUUAUGAAGUACUUCAUCGCUUUCCUUUCUUUGAUUGUUGUGGUGUUGGCCCAUCACGAUAAUUCCGAACAUCACGCCGACUAUGUGGUUAAGAGUAAGGAGGAUCUUGCACAUGCCCGCGAUCAUUGUGUUUCAAAGUUGACCAUAGCAGAUGAUCUCGUUGAGAAAUACAAAAAGUGGGAGUAUCCAGAUGAUGAGAAAACUCAUUGUUAUUUGAAGUGUAUUUUCGAGGAAUUAGGACUCUAUGAUGAUGAGAAGGGAUUUGAUGUUCAUAAGGUGCAUCAUCAAGUAGCUGGAGACAAGGUUGACCACUCUGAUGACUUGCAUAAAACAAUUGAAAAUUGCGCAAAAGAAGGUGCUGAUUCCGAUGACUCGUGUGUUCGGGCAUAUCGUGGUGGCAUGUGUUUAAUUAAUAAUAAUUUAACAUUGGUAAAGCAAAGCUUUGUAUCGGAUUGAAAUGGACAGACAUACAUACAUAAAAAUGAAGUAAGGCAUUUGGAAUAUUAAAACAAA